UAGGAUUGCCAGGGGCUUGUCUUCCGGGCCGCCCUGGGCCCAGAAACUUCUCUAACCUACUUCCCAGAGGAUUUUUGGCCCUUCCACCACCUGCAAGAACGAGAGGAAGGUCAGAGAGCCCACGGCCAGAGAAACCAGCCGGGAGCUGCAGAGAGUCUCUGUCCUUCCUGGGAAGUCAUCUUGCUUAGUUGUCUGUGUUGACACACAGGAGCUGAGGCAGAUGGACAGUUGUGAAUGAGCCUGUGGAUGUGACAGUUAUUUGCUGAGUGUGCCUGCUAUGGGCCAGGUAUGCCAACCCUGGCAGACAAGAUCCUCACACUCGCAAAACUCAUGUUCUUGAAGAGAGACAAGCAGUAAAGAAGCAAAAAGAAAUAUAUCCAGUGGUGGUCCGUGAUCAAGUUCUCACUCUGAUCCUCAGUUUUAUCUUCUGUGAGAUGGUGACAGUCAACUGAUGCCAGGGUUCUUGUUCACCAAGUCAAAGAAUGAACUUCGCAAACACUCAAGACACUGCAGUUGAUGUCCCAGGGGGGAGGCCAUUUGCUUACAUCUUGCAGGCCAGCAGUGGAGGAGCCAGCCUUCCAGCCAGGCCCAUGGACCCCAUGGUAUACAUUCCUUCUGCUGGUAUCAAGAGAUAUGGAUGCAGAGAGAGAAACUCUACAGAGCACCGCCUGUCCUGAAGUGCAGACCUUCUGCCAGAAGCACGGCCUGAUGUUUGAGGUCGUUGAUCUGAGGUGGGGUAUUCGGAACACAGAGGCCACUGACCACAUGACCACGGAACUCUGCUUGGAAGAGCUUGACCGGUGUCGCAAAACAUCCAUAGGGCCAGCUUUUGUUGCCCUUGUAGGUGACCAGUACGGACCCUGUCCAGUCCCCACGCUGAUCGAAGAAAAGGAGUGGGAGGCACUGAGAGCCCAGCUGACUUACAGACCACAGGACCUAGAGCUGGUGGCUCGACGCUUUCGCAGGGACGAGAACGCAGUGCCCCCUGCCUACCUGCUGCAGGCCCCUGGUGCUGGGGAGCCCCACGGACCCGAGGAGGCCACCUUGACCUCUGUGCUGCGCUCCGGAGCUCAGGAGGCCUGGAGGCUGGGCCUCAUCACCCAGGAGCAGUGGCACCGCUACCACCGGUCAGUCAUCGAGUGGGAGAUACAACGGGGCCUGCUGAGCCCAGCAGGUGGGCACCAAGGAGCUACUGUUUUCCUGAGAGAGAUCCAAGACCUCAACAAACACAUCCUGGAAGACUGUGCCCUCAAGAUGGUGGACCGGCUUGCAGACGGCUGCCUGGACACAGAUGCCCAGAACCUUCUCAGCAGCCUCAAGGGGCGCAUCGCUGACACACAGCCUGGAGUUCUCAAGGCCCACCAUCUGCCGUGGAGCCAAGACCUGGUGAACCCCAAGAAUAAGGCUCAUGCCCGGUACCUGAAGGAGCUUGGGGAGCAGUUUGUGGCCAGGGCCAACCACCAGGUCCUUGAGCACCUCCGGGAGCUGGAGGUGGGCAGGCAGGAGUUGGCCUGGCUCUACCAAGACAUCCGCCACCACCUGGGGCUGAGUGCUGAGGCCACCCGAACCUUUUGUGGUCGCCAGGAGCUCCUGGCACAGCUGGGGCAGCAGCUCCGACAGAGCGACAGCCACCCCCACAUGCCCCUGGUGCUUUUUGGUCCCCCAGGCAUCGGAAAGACAGCUCUGAUGUGCAAGCUGGCCGAGCAAAUGCCGGGGCUGCUUGGCCGCAAGACAGUGACCGUCCUGAGGCUCCUGGGAACGUCACAGAUGAGCUCUGAUGCCCGAGGUCUGCUCCAGAGUGUCUGCUUCCAGGUGUGCCUGGCCUAUGGGCUGCCCCUGCCCCCUUCCCAGGUCCUGGAGGCCCACUCCAGGCUGGUCCAGUUUUUCCACAUCCUCCUGCAUACUGUCUCCUGUCGAAACUUUGAGUCCCUCGUGAUCCUGCUGGAUUCCCUGGAUGAUGUGGCUGCCAUCUGCCGUGCACGGAGGGUCCCCUGGCUUCCUCCCCUGUGCCCUCCGAGGGUCCACCUUAUCCUCUCGGCCUGCUCAGGGCAGCAGGUUUUGGACACUGUGCGGCGGACGCUCCAGGACCCCAAGGCCUACUGGGAGUUGAGACCCCUUUCUGGAAGCCAAGGACAGGAAAUGAUUCAGCUCCUGCUGGCAGCCUCCAGGAGGACACUGAGCCCGGUGCAGAGGGACCUGCUCUGGGCCAGCCUCCCAGAGUGUGGGCACCCGGGCCGACUAAGGCUGGCUUUUGAGGAGGCCCGGAAAUGGGCCUCGUUCACUGUGCCCACCCCUCUGGCCUCCUCUGCCAAGGAAGCCAUGCACCAGCUGUGUGCCCGCCUGGAGCAAACACACGGGCAGCUCCUGGUGGCCUGCGUGCUGGGCUACAUCGCCUCUUCCCGGCAGGGACUCUCAGAGGCAGAGCUGAAGGAUGUCCUGUCGUUAGAUGAUGAGGUCCUGCAGUCCGUGUACCGGGACUGGACACCUCCCAGCAAAGAACUGCUGCGUUUCCCGCCCCUGCUGUGGGUGAGGCUGCGUCGUGAUCUGGGUAAUUAUUUGGCCAGGCGGCCUGUGGAUGGCUUCACGCUCCUGGCCAUCGCCCACAGACAGCUGGCCGAGGUGGUCCAAGAGCGCUACCUGUCUGGGCCCAACAGAGCCAAGAGACAUGGCAUCCUGGCCGACUACUUCUUGGGGGCCUGGAGCCAGGGCACCAAGAAACUCAUCACCCUGCCACUUGUGGGGAAGCCCCUGAACCUGGACCGUAAGGUGGCCCCUCAGCCCCUGUGGUUCUCAGACACUGUUGCAAACCUGAGGAAACUGAAGGAGUUGCCCCAUCACCUGCUCCACUCGGGCCGCAUUGAGGAGCUGAAGCAAGAGGUUCUGGGCAGCAUGAACUGGAUUUCCUGCCGGGGCAUUUCCGGGGGCAUCGAGGGCCUGUUGGAUGACUUUGACCUGUGGGCCCCUCACGUGGACUGUCCCGAGGUUGGCCUUGUCCGGGAAGCCCUGCAGCUGUGCCGCCCAGCCGUGGAGCUCCGGGGCAUGGAGAAGAGCAUCCUGUAUACAGAGCUCCUGGCCAGACUGCAUUUCUUCGCCAUCUCACAUCCAGCACUGGUGGGACAGCUGUGCCAAGAGGCCCAGAGCUGGUUCCGGGUGUGCCCAUAUCCUGUGCUGGUGCCGCUUGGAGGAUUCCUCCAGCCCCCAGGAGGACCCCUCCGGGCAACCCUCACCGGCUGUCACAAGGGCAUCACCGCCAUGGCAUGGAGCCUGGAAGAGAAGCUGCUAGUGGUUGGUACCCAGGAUGGCACCAUGGCCGUAUGGGACAUGGAAGAGCAGCAGGUGAUCCACAUCCUACCUGGCCACACAGGAGAGGUGAGGUAUGUGAAAGUUUUUGCCAAGGGGACACUCGCCAUCUCUGCUUCAAAGGACCAUACACUGCGUUUGUGGAACUUACUCUCUGGCCAGGAGAAAUUCAACAUUUGGGAUGGAGGCUCCACAGGGCUCACUGAACCUCAGAUCUGGAGCCUUCACGUGGAUGAGACAAAGAAGGUGGUGUAUUCAGCAUCUGGCUCAAAGGUUUCCUCCGAAGGAGACAGCCUGCUGGAGAAGCUUCCAGAAGCUGUGCGGUUCCUGGCGCUCUCUGAGGACGGGUCUCUUCUUGCCGCAGGCUUUGGAAGAUCCGUGCGCAUAUACUUGGCCGACUCACAGGGGUUUCACCGAUUCAUGGCCACUGACCUUGAACAUGAGGACACCGUGGAGACAGCCGUGUUUGGUCCUGAGAACAAUCUGAUUGUCACAGGGUCCCGGGACGCACUCAUUCAGGUGUGGAGUCUGUCGGAGCAAGGUACCCUGCUGGACAUCCUGGAGGGUGUCGGGGCCCCUGUGAGCCUGCUGGUCCAGGGUGGGGCCCUGGUGGCAUCUGCUUCCCAGCAGUCCUCGUCUUUUAAAGUCUGGGAUCUCACCUAUGCUCAGCAGCCACGGGCCUCUACCCCAUUUCUGCACCGCACUGGCCUCACUGCAGUGUCCCACAACGGAAGCUACGUGUACUUCCCCAAAAUUGGGGACAAAAACAAAGUCACCAUCUGGGACUUGGCAGAAGGUGAGGAACAAGAUGCCGUGGACAUGCCCAGUGAGGUCAGGUGUCUGGAGGUUGCCCAGCAAGCCAAUCUCCUUUUCACUGGCCUCAUUUCGGGGGUUGUCCUGGUGUUCCCCCUGAAUUCCAGACAGGACGUGCUGUGCAUCCCCCCUCCAGAGGCCCGGAAAGCCAUCAACUGCAUGGCCCUUAGCAAGGGCGAGGAGCACCUGGCCAUUGCUUAUGACAGCAUUGUCCUCGUGCUGGACAUCAGCCCUGGGGAACCCUGUCCGGUCAUUGAUGGGCCAACAUACACCUUCUAUACUCAGCUGCCCGCAACCAUAUCCAGCGUGGCUGUUCUGGCUGACUCCCGCGUGAUCUAUGGCAUGACCAGUGGCGACCUCUUCCUUUACGAGUGCGCAAAUUCCAAAGUGUUCCCUCUGGAGGCCCAUGGGAGCCAGGUCACCUGCGUGGAGGUCAGCCACAAGGAGCAGCUGGCAGUCAGUGGGUCCGAGGAAUCUCUGCUGUGUCUCUGGGACUUAGAGGCGUGCAAGUGGAAAUUUGAGAUGAACUACACGAGCUCUUACUGUCAAGGUGUCCAGUGUAUCUGCUUCUCCAAGGAUGACAAGUACGUGUACGCGGGCUUGAAGGAUCGCUCCAUAAUCGUCUGGAGUGUGCUGGACGGCACCCUGCUGGCUGUCCAGUUCGUCCAUGCCAUGGUGGACAGAAUCAUCCCGACGUCUAAUGGCUUCAUUGCCCCCACGAGACAUGGCUAUCUCAUCCGUGAGCGUUUCCAGUGCCCUUCCUCAAGAGCCUCACAGCAGGACCCUCUCAAGAACUUCAAGAAAGCAGUGUGGAUGGUCAAAGCCAGGCACAGAGAAGAGGUGGCUGCGGCUGCAGGAGCCCUGCAGGAUUCAAGAUCAGGGAGUGCCCAGGGAAAUAAGUCCAAAUCAAACAAACGCUCACAAGUCUGCCUGCUAGUAUAGAAACCCCUUGGUGGGGGGUGGGGGUGGGGCUGGGAUUCCAGUGAGUGGAAAUGGAACUGAGCAUUCCCGUGAGUUGAAUGGAGCUUCAUUCAAUUUGCCUAAAGCAAAGGAAAUGUAUGUGUUGAUGUAUACCUGGACCCAAAGUCACAGAUCAUAUGACCCAGACCCAUCUUUCCAUUCUUCUCUCCUCCUCGUUGGCUCUGUUGACAGACCUGUAACCCCCAGGUUAGCAAGAUAGCAGCCAAGUUCAUGAGAAAAGAUCUUUAACCAGCAGUUUGAAUCAAAGUCCUGACCCCAAUUCUACUGGCUUCAGUUGACUAGGACAGAACCACUGCUCCUGGGAGAAUGCAGCAUUGUGAUUGGCUGACCUGACCCAGUGUGAAAUUGGAAUCAACAUCGCCCCCCCACCC
Messenger RNA from Manis javanica (Malayan pangolin), 5465 nucleotides. Lineage: Eukaryota; Metazoa; Chordata; Mammalia; Pholidota; Manidae. The record is from RefSeq and is a predicted model, not a curated record.